This is a messenger RNA of [Candida] anglica, 2733 nucleotides long. Lineage: Eukaryota; Fungi; Ascomycota; Pichiomycetes; Serinales; Debaryomycetaceae. The record is from the annotation of a GenBank genome assembly.
AUGAGUUCAGAAAAUGCCUACCAUCAAGAGAACGGAGAAGGACAUUUUGAUAACCAUGUUCAAAUUGAUAAUACUUCUUCUGGUGAAAUUACAGGGGUAUCUGUAGAAGGUGGGGUCAACUCCCAUAAUAAUACAUCUGAACAAAGUGGACUUGAAAAGAGUUCCGACAAUACUCAGCAAUCUGAAAGUGGAGAACAUCAAUUGUCACAACUUUUAGAGAGACAUAUAUCAGUACCUAAGCAAGAAUCCAACCUCAGUAUAGAUGACAUAGAUAAAAUGAUAUCUGAAUCGAUCAGACAAGGCAAUGACAUACCUAACUCUGAAUAUACUGAAGGGAUUGAAAAAAGAAGAAGGGAUGAGGCCGAAGAACUUGAAGGUAAUGAUGUCCAUAAAAGGCAGAGACAAGUGGUCGAGGAGCAAAAUGUAGAUAAUUCUAAAACUGCUGAGGAGCUUGAAUUAGAAUUUGAGAAAGCCAUUGAAGAUCAUCAUAGAGAGUCAUCCGCUCCACCUGCUGAAAUAUCACAGGUGAAUAGUGAAGAAACCGCAGAAUUGCAAAUGAUUGCUAAUGAGCUACAAGAGGCUACUGGUGCUGGUGGUCGAAAAGACCCUGCACAACAACAGUUACAUCACGAUCAACAGCAGCAGCAAUUGCAACAUAAACAACAACAGCAGCCUCAGCAGGGUCAACAGCAGCAGCCAGAAGCUCAACUUCAACAACAGGUUACGCUUCAAGGACCACAUCAAGAUAAACAGCAGCAAUCACAUACUGUUCAGCAUUCUCAUUCGCAUCAAACCCAACUCCAACAUCAGCAUAAGCCACCACAACAAGAUGGUUCAGAGAUUGUAGCUCAUGAACAAGUACCAGCUGCAAACUAUCUUGUAGAACAGAAGAAAGAUCAACUGGCGCAUGUAACCCCAUUGCAAAAGGAUCAGUCUAAUGACCAAACUUCCGACCCUUCUCAGCAAGAACAUCAACCAGGACAUGACCAAAAGCAAAAGCAACAGUCAGUUGAACAACAUGAAAGACAACAAGAACAGAAUGAUCCAGUUUCAACUACGCGUCAAGAUAAUUCUAGAGAUAAUCAUACGGAACAACCAAAUCAAAACGAACAAUCUAAGCCACAAUCAGCUGGUGUAGUUGUUCAUGAGGGCCUUAGUGUUCCCGCUGAUUCAGAACUAUUGAAUACAAAUACUGCAUUGGCAGCUUACAAUGCUCUCUCAAGUCAAUUACCACCACUUGCUACGUUGGCUAGUGCCCAUCUUGCUGCCUUGCCAUUACCGAUAGCUUCCCCUGAUUUUUUGCCUCCGCGUAUUCAGUUAUUGAUAAAUACAUUGCCUACAUUGGAUAACCUUGCAUCACAGUUAUUGAGGAUUGUGGCAAUAGGACCAUACCAAAAGAUUCUUGAUUUGGUAGCACAGCCAGAUACACCUGCUGGGGCAACAUAUAGGGAUUUAACAUCUCUCUUUGAAUUUACUAAGAAGUUGUAUUCAGAAGAAGAUCCAUUUUUAUCAGUGGAACAUUUAGCACCUGGUAUUUGGAAGAGUGGAGAGAAAACACCAUCUAUGUUUAGAAAUAGAGAACAAAGUAUUGAACUGACAUUAAGAAAAGUGAAUUUAGCCACAUUCCUUGGUGCAACUUUAGGUACAUUAGAAGUUGGAUUCUUUUACCUUAAUGAAUCAUUUUUAGAAAUUUUUUGUCCAGCAAAUAAUCUUGAUCCUGAAAAUGCAUUAUCUAAUAUGAGUUUCAAUAACAUGAGCUUACAAGGUGGUUUAAAUACCGCCAUUGGUGACACAGUGGGGAAGUUAAUGAAACCUCAAGCAGUUUUAUAUCUUGAUUUAAAAACUCAGGCAUAUAUUUCUGCCAUUGAAGCUGGAGAAAGAUCAAGAGAAGAUAUUUUAGAAGAUAUUUUACCAACCAACAUAGAAGAAGUUUUAUUGCAUAGAAGAGGUACCAAAACACUUACACCUACAGAACUUGACUUUUCUGAUCGUUGUAAAACUAGAAAGGAGAAUUUACUCAACUAUCCUCCAGACAAGGAUCUUAGUGAAGAAUAUGAAUGGCUUUCAUUUUUGAAAGAACUUUUCGAGUAUUCAUCGAAAAAUAUGGGAUUCUUGAUAUGGGGUAAAAAGGGUAGAAUGACAAGAGAAAGAAAUAUUGGUGAUACAACAAGAUUAUCCAAUGUAGAUCACAUGAGUUCGCGCACUCCACAUAGUCAAGAACUUCUUACAUCUGAUGAAAAGGCAAGACAAGAAGAAGCUGAGGUUGAAAGACAAAGAGUACAAGAAGCCAUUCGUAGCCAUGAUAUUGAUGAUAUUGCCCGUUCUUUAUUACCAUCAGAAAUUCAAGAACAACAAAUUCACCUCCGGAUAAACCCACUUUCAAAUGUAAGAAAUCUCCUGAGACGUCCAUGGACUAGAGAUGAAGAAAAGGCAUUGAGACAUGCUUUAGAGUUAAAGGGACCACAAUGGGCGACAAUUCUUGAACUUUUUGGUGCUGGGGGAAAGAUUUCUGAAGCAUUAAAAAACAGAACUCAAGUUCAACUCAAAGAUAAGGCAAGAAACUGGAAGAUGUUUUUCUUAAAAUCUGGGUUACCAGUUCCUGCCUAUUUAAUGAAAGUGACUGGUGAUCUUGAAAGAGAAGAUAAACUGAAAUCGAAGGUAUCUAAAAUGAGCAAGAAAACUGCCGCUGCUCCAGUUCCUAGUCCAAUUGCUAAAGUUCAAAAAUCUACAUAG